AUGGCGACUAAAGUAAAGAACAAAGUUUCAGCUGCUUUUAAAAUGCACGGGUUAAUCUUGAGAUCUAAUGCUGCAAAAUUUCUCGUGGAUGUUCUUGAGACAGUCGAUGAGUUGAAUCUUGAAGAUGCAAUUGAACGUAUCAUUGAUGCAGUUGAAAAACAGCCAUUGAACUGCAACAUGAUAGAGCAAUCAAUGGUGGAGGCAGCAGUCCAGGAGUGCAGUCAGACUUGUGAUGAAACUAUAGAACACGUCUUCAACAUAAUUGGUGCAUUUGAUGUUCCUCGUUAUAUCUACAAUUCAGAAAGGAAGAAAUUUUUACCUCUUGCAAUGACAGAUCGCAGUGCACCUUGUCUGUUUGGAACAUCGCGAAACAAAGCUGAACUAUUUUGUGAACGCUACACUAUUAUGCAACAGCGAACUCAUAGACAUGAAUUAUUUACACCUCCUGUGACAGGAUCACAUCCUGAUGAGAACAGAAAUAAAUUUCAACUAAAAACUAUAGAAAUGCUCCUUGGCAGCACAUCAAAGGUUGGAGAAGUCAUUGUGCUGGGGAUGAUAACACAACUUAAAGAGGGAAAAUUCUUUCUUGAAGAUCCAACUGGAACUGUUCAACUCAAUCUUAGUAAAGCUCAGUUUCAUAGUGGCUUAUAUACAGAAUCUUGCUUCGUUCUUGCAGAAGGAUGGUACGAAGAUGGAGUUUUUCAUGUCAAUGGGUUUGGUUUUCCACCCACUGAACCUUCCAGCAUUACAAGAUCUUAUUAUGGCAACAUUAACUUUUUUGGCGGUCCCUCUGCUACAUCAGUGAAAUCUUCAACAAAAUUAAAGCAAUUGGAGGAAGAAAAUGAAGAUGCCAUGUUUGUUUUUGUCUCUGAUUUAUGGCUGGACCAGGUGGAAGUACUUGAAAAACUUCAUAUGAUGUUUUCAGGUUAUUCUUCCAUGCCGCCCACUUGCUUCAUCUUCUGUGGCAAUUUUUCCUCUGCUCCCUAUGGAAACAACCAAAUAAAGUCUCUAAUAGAAUCUCUGAAAACACUUGCAGAUAUUAUCUGUGAAUAUCCGAAUAUCCAUAAAAAUAGCCGCUUUGUUUUUGUUCCUGGCCCUGACGAUCCUGGUCCUGGUUCUAUCUUACCCAGACCUCCGCUUGCUGACUAUAUCACAGAAGAGUUUAGCAAGAGGAUUCCAUUUUCUGUAUUUACUACAAAUCCCUGCAGGAUUCAAUAUUGUACACAGGAAAUCAUCAUUUUUCGUGAAGAUUUGGUCAAUAAGAUGUGCAGAAAUUGUAUUCGUUUUCCUAGCAGCAAUUUGGAUAUUCCAAACCACUUUGUCAAGACCAUCAUUGCACAAGGACAUCUAACACCACUCCCACUAUUUGUUAGUCCAGUCUACUGGGCCUAUGAUUAUGCUCUUUCUGUAUACCCGGUACCCGACUUGAUUGUGUUUGCUGACAAGUAUGAUCCAUUCAACAUCGUCCAUACAGAUUGCAUUUGCAUCAAUCCUGGCUCAUUUCCUCGAAGUGGGUUCUGCUUCAAGGUAUACUACCCCUCAAAUAGAACUGUGGAGGACAGUAAACUUCAGAAUCUUUGAUUGCAAAAUUUUAAAACUUAGAGACUGGAUAUUGAAGACUUACAUUUGCACAUUAAUGCCUUUUCCAUUUUUGAGCAUUUCUUGUUUAUUUGUACAUAUCUGUAUUGGAGAUUUUGUUUAUAAAUUAAAUUUAGAAUGUCUGUCUGCUUUAGUU
This is a messenger RNA of Hemiscyllium ocellatum (epaulette shark), 1735 nucleotides long. It is a transcript of the gene pole2, whose product is annotated as polymerase (DNA directed), epsilon 2. Gene Ontology annotation, molecular function: DNA binding. Gene Ontology annotation, cellular component: epsilon DNA polymerase complex. The coding region runs from base 1 to 1581 and encodes 526 amino acids. The record is from RefSeq and is a predicted model, not a curated record. The transcript has 19 exons. Gene Ontology annotation, biological process: error-prone translesion synthesis; DNA-templated DNA replication. Lineage: Eukaryota; Metazoa; Chordata; Chondrichthyes; Orectolobiformes; Hemiscylliidae.